This is a messenger RNA of Leptosia nina, 213 nucleotides long. The record is from the annotation of a GenBank genome assembly. Lineage: Eukaryota; Metazoa; Arthropoda; Insecta; Lepidoptera; Pieridae.
AUGACCAAGACUGGACUGACAUUGACACUGUGUACCGUACGUCUUUUUCUUCUUCCUAAUUUGACUUUCACAUUUCCAAAGUUCAUAAAAGGAGAUUUGUGCUAUUACUUGUAUAUAGGUGUAACUAGGAUUUCGCGUUUUGCAAGUCUUUGGAAGUGUUUUCAUGGCCUAAAUAAAGGUCAACAGCGUGGCUUUGUUGAACAGGAAUGGUGA